AUGGAUAAUAUUUCUGACCGGAGAACACUGACAACAUCACCUAUGAAAAGAACAACAUAUUCCGAUCUUGGAAAGUGUAUCUAUUCUGCCAUUUAUCAAACAAACUUCCGCGGUAACAAACGAAUCAAGAAAUUUCCAGUUUCCAGUCCUCAAGACUGCUUCCGAGCAUGUUAUUUGGAAGGAUGCCGAUCAUCAAAUCUUCUUCAGAUAGAUAAUCAAACAAAUUCUUGUGAAUUAUUUAGGGAUGCCUUAAUCGAUUAUCGUACGGCAGAUGUACUGGUAUACGAUAGCGGUAGCGUAUAUUUCGAUGGUAUUAUUUGCACUGCGAAACGUCGUAAAGAAGAUAAAAAUAGCAGUAGUGAAAAUGAUCUUGAUAAAAUUGAUAAUGAAGAUUAUGCUGAUAACGACAAUAAUGAAUAA
This is a messenger RNA of Loa loa (African eye worm), 420 nucleotides long. RefSeq lists its product as hypothetical. Lineage: Eukaryota; Metazoa; Nematoda; Chromadorea; Rhabditida; Onchocercidae. The record is from RefSeq and is a predicted model, not a curated record. Bases 1 to 420 code for a protein of 139 amino acids. The transcript has 3 exons.